Molecule: messenger RNA, 858 nt
Organism: Aegilops tauschii subsp. strangulata
Lineage: Eukaryota; Viridiplantae; Streptophyta; Magnoliopsida; Poales; Poaceae
Source: RefSeq, a predicted model, not a curated record
AUGGCGCUGCCUUGCUGCUCCCUCCAGCGCCCGAGCCUCCUCCUCUGCUUCGCCCCCUCCUCUGCUUCCUCAGCCAUGGCGCUCCGCCGCCCCUCGCCUGGACCCGUCAAGCCCCACCACCGGCUUGUUGCUCUGCUCGACCCCGACCUCGCCGGCUUCGCGCACCUGCUCGCGUCCAGCCCAGUGGCCCGGGAGCUGGCCGUCGCGCCGUUCCCCGACCUCCACCAUCCCGCUUCGAGCUCCGCCAUCACCGCGUCCUCCCUCUGCCUCCUCGCGAGCUUCCUCCCGCGCCGCCACUGGAGGCCAACUCCGGCGCCCCUGCCUCGCGAACUUCCUCACCGCCGUCGUCACGCCUCUCCGCCUCCGCGCCGACUGGAGCCCCCGCUACCACCUCGCCAACCCACGCCGCUCCUGCCCCGGCCUCCUUCUGCCUCAACGGAGCAGGCCCCCGCGCCCCCACGACUUCGUCUACGCCGUCUCCUGCUCCUCGCCCUCUCACCGACUUCGUCUACGCCGUCUCCUGCAGCCUGUUGUUGCCGGAGCUCCCCACCACCACCACCAUGCGUCGCGCGCCAGCUCCCUCUGGCCGACGCCACGCUCGGCCCCCACCGCGCCAGUAGCCGCCGCUGCCGUGGCCUUCUGCAUCCGCCUCCAGCAGCUCUCCCUGCGACCUCCUCUUCAUCACCGUCUCGUGCCAGGGCCCUUCCACCUCACGGCCAUGUUGUCCGACUGCCGGCUCGUUGUUGCUGUUUCGUCGCCCGCCUCCCUUCGUUGGCCACCAAGACCGGAGGCCCUUUUGUGUUGCUUCGUUUUGGAUGCGCCAAGAUCCUCCCGAACAUGUACGACUACACCUGCUGA